Messenger RNA from Acanthamoeba castellanii str. Neff, 462 nucleotides. RefSeq lists its product as uncharacterized. NCBI's taxonomy places the organism in Eukaryota, Discosea, Longamoebia, Acanthamoebidae. The transcript is spliced from 4 exons. Bases 1 to 462 code for a protein of 153 amino acids. The record is from RefSeq and is a predicted model, not a curated record.
AUGGAUUCGUUAGAAACAUCUACUCCCGUCGGCAGAAUCGAUAGCAGAGCGCCCCCUCGGCCGGCGAGGAGUGUGGACGACAUGCGCGGCUAUGGGACAAUGAGGGCAUCGCGUGACCACCAGCACGAAACGAUGAAGCCCUCGCUCUCCUCCUCACCAGCGCCGACCCAGCUGACCACGCUCCGCAACUUUGGCGGCGGCACUUCUUCUUCGCCCGCGGCUGACUCCUCUCCGCUGUCCUCCUCGCUCUCCUCUUCGGGCACCAAUCGCCCAACGCCUCCGCCCAAGCCCCGCGUCAUUACUUCUACAAUGACCUCCGCUUACUUCGCCCAGCAGCACUACAUCACCGGCGCCUUCGCCGAUUCGGCUAGCGCCGCUGAGCUCGUCCAGUUCGGCAUUCUCUUCGCUGCCACCAAAUCUUCCGCUGCCAGCCGGCGCCCAAUCCACCACAACGACCGGUAA